Molecule: messenger RNA, 841 nt
Organism: Cuscuta campestris
Lineage: Eukaryota; Viridiplantae; Streptophyta; Magnoliopsida; Solanales; Convolvulaceae
Source: the annotation of a GenBank genome assembly
GUGUAGCAUGUACAAAAAUCAACUUUCUCUCGAGUCUCAUAUAUACUCCUCUCCGUACAUAUCCGCUUUACCAAUUGCUGCUCCAAUCUUCCUGAAACCUUUUCUGAAAUGGCCGCAAAUGCUAACCCUAACCCCAAAUCGGGGCCCACGGUGUGCCCGCAAGACGCCGACGAGGUUCAGAAGGUGUUCGAGAAGUUCGAUGCCAACGGAGACGGCAAGAUCUCGGCGGAGGAGCUCUCCGGCGUCCUGAGCGCUUUGGGGACAGAGUUAUCGCCGGAGGAACUGAAUCAGGUGAUGGACGAGAUCGACACCGACAAGGACGGAUUCAUAAAUCUCCCGGAGUUCGCCGAUUUCUGCAAGGGAGACGGCGGAUCGAAGGAGCUCCGAGACGCCUUCGAUCUCUACGACGCGGACAAAGACGGCCUGAUCUCCGCCAAGGAGCUGCACGAGAUCCUCACGCGCCUGGGUGUGAGCACCUGCAGCGUCGAGGAAUGCCAGAAGAUGAUCGGAUCCGUGGAUUCCGACGGCGACGGCAGCGUCAACUUUUCAGAGUUCGAGAAGAUGAUGACUAAGAAGCAGUAGCCGUCCAUCGAUCGCGGUGGCGGGACGGUGGUUGCUGCGUGACGCACGCAGGUUUCGGUGUGGGCGCAUGUAGGGUAUCGUUUCCUUUCCGUUAGAAUAAUUACGGAGUUUAUAUUUUACGUUACUAAUCGCAGAGGAUAACGACGCAUUAACAAGGAUCUGUUUGCCACUUUGGCUCCCCUUUGGUUUAAGCCCUUCUUUGGGUUGGUCUUCUAUUUAUCAAUAUUAUAGUUUAAUAUUAUAAAAAUUGUGAUGAUUU